AUGGUCCAAGCGGGAUGCGUCAAAUUGGAGAAGUCUCUUGGCAAAUUUGAAGAGAAUGGAGUAUGUGGGAAGAUCGGCGAGGUAAGGACGAUUUUUGUUUGAUUUUAUCGCUUUAGGACAGAACUGACGGGCCCCAUGAAACGGCUUCUGUCCUAACCGUUCAGCCCCGAACACCAGAUCCCAGGAAGUCCCGGGCAGCUUCAUGUCUCCACAAAAAACCUGCAAGAUUGUCCACAACGCCAUGCUUUCAAGGCCAUAUCUCCCUUUUUGCAUUCCUUGGCUUUAUCGUAUUUGUUUAG
Messenger RNA from Bursaphelenchus xylophilus (pine wood nematode), 299 nucleotides. Lineage: Eukaryota; Metazoa; Nematoda; Chromadorea; Rhabditida; Aphelenchoididae. The record is from the annotation of a GenBank genome assembly.